Messenger RNA from Lathyrus sativus (Indian pea), 591 nucleotides. NCBI's taxonomy places the organism in Eukaryota, Viridiplantae, Streptophyta, Magnoliopsida, Fabales, Fabaceae. The record is from the annotation of a GenBank genome assembly.
AUGGCGAUCCGUCUACAUCUACGCCUUAACCGUCUUUUACUCGACGCGGAUUCAUCUUCAACAAGUGACAUGAAUAGGCCAAGAGAAACUUUCACAGCCACAGGUGAUUCAAAUUUCGAUACCAACAUGGUGUUUAUCUUAGCAGCUUUACUUUGUGCACUUAUUUUUGCAUUAGGACUUAACUCAAUUGUAAGGUGUGCUCUAAGAUGUAGUCACAGAUAUGCUUUCGAGACACCAGAUGAAACCGUAGCUCGUUUAGCUUCAAAGGGUUUGAAGAAGAGUGCUUUGCGUAAGAUCCCUAUAGCUGUUUAUGGAUCAGGAGGUAGUUGUAGUGCUAGUACUAGUUUUGCAGCUACGGAUUGUCCGAUUUGUCUUGGAGAGUUUGUGGAUGGAGAGAAAGUUCGAGUGCUGCCGAAAUGUAACCAUGGAUUUCAUGUAAGGUGUGUAGAUAGAUGGCUGCUUUCACACUCCUCUUGUCCUACUUGUAGACAGUCUUUGAUUGAGUAUCCAAAUCCAGCUAGUUCUGAUGGUUCAUCUGUAGUUGUGAAUGUUGUUGCUGUGGCUGCAGGAACCACAAACCAACGGCCUUAA